AUGAAGACAACACAAAAAACACCAGAAGCUGGAUCCUCUCCUCCAGUCAAACAGCUGCUUGAUGAACCAGAGGCUGUCACCAUCAUAAACACUGGGUAUGAAAGCCUUUACAAUGUGGUCUGUCUGAGUGAUGAAGAAAUCUGGGCAGGUGGACUUGACAGCACCAUGAAACUCUACAGCAUCAAUCAGGGAUUACUACUCAAGUCAAUCACAACCAAGUCAAGGAACUGGUCAUUUGACUUAACAGUGACAGAAAGUGGAGAUUUAAAUGAGAAGAUAGAGGAGGUGAUUAGACUACAGAACUGGGAACCUCAAGGUGUCUGUAGUACCUCCUCUGGUGACCUCCUGGUUAUCAUGAGUGAACCAUUCAGUCCUCAAGGAAUCACCAAAGACGGUCAGCGUCACAUCCUUAUAGCUGAUGAUAAAAAUAACAGUGUCCACAUCAUAGACCAGGAUGGACAGUUCCUCCGUUACAUAGACUGUGGACUGAGUAAACCCCAGGGACUGUGUACAGAUACAAACGACAAUCU
Molecule: messenger RNA, 530 nt
Organism: Saccostrea cuccullata (small rock oyster)
Lineage: Eukaryota; Metazoa; Mollusca; Bivalvia; Ostreida; Ostreidae
Exons: 3
Source: RefSeq, a predicted model, not a curated record